Molecule: messenger RNA, 1830 nt
Organism: Sinocyclocheilus grahami
Lineage: Eukaryota; Metazoa; Chordata; Actinopteri; Cypriniformes; Cyprinidae
Product: mucin-5AC-like
Exons: 1
Coding region: 36-1307 (423 amino acids)
Source: RefSeq, a predicted model, not a curated record
GGAAACUUCUAGAUUGAGUGACUUUUCCAGCCAGUAUGCUCACCAUGAGGCUUAUUUUUAGCAAUUUGCUUCUGUGUCUUGCUCUCGGACCCUGUUUCAAGUCCACUGAUGCACAAGAGACAACAAUAGAGACAGAUGCAAACAUCGCCAUCACAUUACCAAACAAUGACACUGUGGAGUCAAAGUUAAGUUCUGAAAUCACCAUCACCACACCUGAAAAUACAAUUACUCUACUACAGGCAGGAACGGAUCUGCAUAAUCCAGAAACCACACUUGUUAAUCAAGUCAGCACCAUGCUUGAGGAACCAGCAUUUGAGAGUACUCCACCACUCAGUACUGAGAUCGAACAAACAUCACCAGAAUCUGUUCCUGAAACAACAACAGUACAAACAGAGCAGACCACAGUGACUACCCCUACUGUGCCUGUUAAUGUGGAAACAAUAGUGACUGAACAAAUAACUUCAGACGCCCCAAGCACAAGUCAAUAUGAAACAACUGUUGGCCACACAGCAGCUGUGGCCAUGACCACUGAUUCAACAGAAGCCCUCGAUCCCACAUCCUUCCUGACUGAAUCCCCAGCAGACUGGUCUGAGUCUCCGUCCAUCAUCUCCAACCCUGUGGACACCAGCACUGAAACCUCCACUACAAGUCUAACAUCAACUUCUCAGCUCCCUCAAAAUACUGCUGCACCCGUGCACCCGUACUCGAAGUUUGAUGAAGAAUCAGUCUCCACCCAUUUCACCCUCACCACCACCAGCGUAAUUAUCGAGGAAAGCAGUCUGCCCAUACAAACCAGCUGGUUAUUAAUAAUGAUAGUGUGUGUGGCCAUUAUUUUUGCGCUAUGUGUGGGCAUGAUUCUGUUCGUCCAGUGGCGAAAGAAAAACGGCUCAAGGAAUUUCGGCCCCAUGUAUGUAAACGGACAAAGUAAACGGUCCAAGAAGAAAAAAGGGGGGGAGGAUGAUGCAUGGGCGGGGCCUGUCAAUCUGGAGGCGGGAGCUGAAUGUGAUGCUGAAGUACAGGAUGGUCUUCUGCCUAAUAAUGGGAAACCGGAUGGAGAUGACAUGAUGCUCAGCACAUUCGCCGCUCUGGAUGCAGGAGACAUGUCUAAUGGUGGAGUGGGUGGGGACGGUACCAAGGAGGUUAAGAAAUGGGAGGAGCAGGAGCCUUUGAUUUACAUAGAUGAGGAUGUGACUGAAGACAAGACAGGAAAAACACUGGCAGAGAACGAGAAACAGAAAGGAGAUGAAAAAAGUGAAGAGAAGGGGACGAAUGGAGGAGAAACGUUCUGUCUCACCACAGCUGUUUAAAAGUCUUCUGUUGACAUUAAGGGAUUAAUAGGAAUGACUUCUUGAUUACAUAAUCUUGUAUUACGUAAUUUGUGUUUUACAAGGACUAAGUAAUAUAGUUUUUAUAUAUUAUCUGAUGAUUGCAAUUCAUUAUCAGCAAUGGUGCAACGUAUAAUGAUGCUCUAAAAUUCCUACUCAUUUUCCUCAGUUGUUUUAUACUUAAAAGUGUGGUAAUAUUAGCCAAAUUUCUGCAAAAUUUUGCCAGCAAAAUAUCCGUUGUCUACUGUCAAUAGUGUACUAGUGUAGUUGUGUGAAGCACAGGUCAUAGACGUUAACCUUCGAACCAAGGAGAGUUCUAUAAACAGCAAAAUCACAUGACCAACCAGUGGUGGAUAAAGAACUUGAAAGCCACACUUGAGUAAAAGUACAGAUCUCUUACCAGAAAAUGACUUUGGUAGAAGUUGAAGUCACCGUUUAGAAUAUUGCUUGAGUAAAAAUUUUAAAGUAUAGGAUAUUUAUUGUAGCCUACUUAAGUAUGAAAAGU